CGCGGUCGGAGGAACGUGAGUCGCGGGCCCUGGAGCCGAGAGGAACCUAGACGGCGGCGGGCGCGAGGGCGGGUGUCCCCGGAGUGGUCGUGCGGGAGUCGGCCGCUGCCCCUGGGCCUCCCGACUUGCAGGUCCCCUCUCUCUCCACCGGGACGCGGGAGAGCCCGGCGCGCGGUGGGGGCGCGAGGUGGAGCCGGCGGGGGCGGCCAAUGCGAAACUGGCUGGUGCUGCUGUGCCCGUGUGUGCUCGGGGCCGCGCUGCACCUCUGGCUGCGGCUGCGCUCCCCGCCGCCCGCCCGCGCCUCGGGGGCUGGCCCGGCAGAUCAGCUGGCCUUAUUUCCUCAGUGGAAAUCAAAUCACUAUGAUGUGGUGGUUGGUGUGCUGUCAGCCCGCAAUAACCAUCAACUUCGCAAUGUGAUAAGAAGCACCUGGCUGAAGCAUUUGAUACAACAUCCAGCAUUAAGUCAACGUGUCCUUGUGAAGUUCAUAAUAGGUGCUCAUGGCUGCAGUGUGCCCGUGGAGGACAGGGAAGAUCCUUAUUCCUGCAAACUACUCAACAUCACGAAUCCAGUUCUGAAUCAGGAGAUUGAAGCGUUCAGUCUUUCGGAAGACACUUCAUCAGGGCUCUCUGAGGACCGAGUUGUCAGCGUAAGCUUCCGGGUUCUCUAUCCAAUCGUUAUUACGAGUCUUGGGGUGUUUUACGACGCCGGCGAUGUGGGUUUCCAGAGGAACAUCACUGUCAAGCUUUAUCAGGCAGAACAGGAGGAGGCCCUCUUCAUUGCUCGCUUCAGUCCUCCGAGCUGUGGUGUGCAGGUGAACAAGCUGUGGUACAAGCCUGUGGAGCAAUUCAUCUUACCCGAGAGCUUUGAAGGUACAAUCGUGUGGGAGAGCCAAGACCUCCAAGGCCUCGUGUCAAGGAAUCUCCACAAAGUGACAGUCAACGAUGGAGGAGGAGUUCUCAGAGUCGUCGCCACUGGGGAGGGUGCCCUGCCUCAUGAAUUCAUGGAAGGUGUGGAGGGAGUUGCCGGUGGUUUUAUUUAUGCUAUUCAGGAAGGCGAUGCUCUUUUAAAAACCCUUCAUUCUCGCCCUGGAAGACUUCUCGAUCACAUACAUAAUCUCCACGAGGAGGAUGCCUUACUAAAGGAAGAAAGCAGCCUCUAUGAUGACAUUGUGUUUGUGGAUGUUGUCGACACUUACCGAAACGUUCCUGCAAAACUACUGAACUUCUAUAGAUGGACUGUGGAAGCAACCAGCUUUGAUCUGUUGCUAAAGACGGAUGAUGACUGUUAUAUAGACUUGGAAGCUGUUUUUAAUAGAAUCGCCCUCAAGAAUCUGGACGGGCCUAAUUUUUGGUGGGGAAAUUUCAGACUGAACUGGGCAGUUGACCGGACCGGGAAGUGGCAGGAGCUAGAGUACCCCAGCCCCGCAUACCCCGCUUUUGCGUGUGGGUCGGGGUAUGUUAUCUCCAGGGACAUCGUCCACUGGCUGGCUGGCAACUCGGGGAGACUGAAGACCUACCAGGGUGAAGAUGUAAGCAUGGGCAUUUGGAUGGCAGCCAUAGGACCUAAAAGAUACCAGGACAGCCUGUGGCUCUGUGAGAAGACCUGUGAACCAGGAAUGCUGUCUUCCCCGCAGUACUCUCCGCAGGAGCUCGCGCAGCUGUGGAGACUAAAGGAGCUUUGCGGUGACCCCUGUCGGUGCGAAGGAAGAGGAUGAGGUCGAUCUGCUGUGUUAAAGGACAACAGAAGUUCUGACACAGGAACUUUGAGGAGACGUGACAGCAAGCCUUUCACCUUUUGAACUGUCAUGGAUUCUGUCGAGGAAAAGAAAAAACAUCAUCAGUUCUCGCAGGUGACAGCUACCCGUAAGACGAGCUCCCGUGCCAAGACCACACUGGUGAUGAGAGCUGCCACUGUCGUCCCGCACCCUGUUUACCCAAGUAAGGACCAGGGGACGGCUCGCCCCGCAACGUGGGCCACCAGACCAGGGCCUCACACCACGUAGGGGCUUGUUUGGGAGGCUGUGGGGAAACGGAGCUGAUGUCAGACCUAAGUGCCCUUUGCUGAUGACUCUUCAUAUCAUGUCUGUGGUGUUUAAUAUUUCCUCCUUAUUCUGAAUAAACCAGAAACUAUUCUCAGCACAGAAAUAAAUGUGAGUGAAGUCAUUAACUUUUAAAACCUGUGCUUGCUUACUUAAAGGAUGCUGGCGUCAGGUGUGGGCUCAGUGAGGACUUGUGUCCGUCCCUCUGGCCUCGUUUCCUCCUCUGCACAGUGAGGUGUGGAGCCUAAUGACCCACGUGCUCCAGUCCGUGGUCGCUGCGGUAUGUCCUGUGUGCGGCGCACACAUCAGGGGCCACUGGGCCCAGGGAUGUUACCGAAUGAGGAAAUGCUUUGCUUUGUCCAGAAAACACUAUGAACUUCUUUCCAAAGAUGGGCUGUGGUAAAUAUUGGAUAUUCUGAUUAUGAGAAAUAGUUUUUCUGAAGCUUUAGCUGGAGGUACAGCAAUAGUGUGUUCCUACAGAUAUGACAUGUAUUCAGAAAAAUAUUUUUCUAUCAAACAUUUUUGUAAAAGCUGUGUCUUUAUGAAACUUGUGAUAAUAAAUGUUUUUAUUUUAGAAUAAA
Capra hircus (goat) is the source of this 2620-nucleotide messenger RNA. It is a transcript of the gene B3GALNT2, whose product is annotated as beta-1,3-N-acetylgalactosaminyltransferase 2. The transcript is spliced from 13 exons. Gene Ontology annotation, cellular component: membrane. The record is from RefSeq and is a predicted model, not a curated record. The coding region runs from base 210 to 1715 and encodes 501 amino acids. Gene Ontology annotation, molecular function: hexosyltransferase activity. NCBI's taxonomy places the organism in Eukaryota, Metazoa, Chordata, Mammalia, Artiodactyla, Bovidae.